GCUGCAGGCCGCUCCUCUGAGCUCUGGUCUUUCCUGCAGCGGCCGCCUCAGCAUGGAGAGCGGCGCAGGUGCGGCGUCCACCCCCAGAGCGCUGCCUUACUUCGUGGCCUCCUCCCAGCUGCUGGGCCUGACCGUGGUGGCCAUGACUGGCGCUUGGCUCGGCCUGUACCGGGGCGGCAUCGCCUGGGAGGGCGCCCUGCAGUUCAACGUGCACCCGCUCUGCAUGGUCAUAGGCCUGGUCUUCCUGCAGGGAGACGCCCUGCUGGUCUACCGCGUCUUCAGGAACGAGGCCAAGCGCACGACCAAGGUCCUGCACGGGCUGCUGCACGUCUUUGCCUUCGUCAUCGCGCUGGUGGGCUUGGUGGCAGUGUUCGACUACCACAAGAAGGAGGGCUAUGCUGACCUGUACAGCCUGCACAGCUGGUGCGGGAUCCUCGUCUUCGCCCUGUACUUUGUGCAGUGGACUGUGGGCUUCAGCUUCUUCCUGUUUCCUGGAGCUUCGUUUUCUCUGCGGAGUCGCUACCGCCCCCAGCACGUCUUCUUUGGUGCCACCAUCUUCCUCCUUUCCGUGGGCACCGCCCUGCUGGGCCUGAAGGAGGCGCUGCUGUUUAAACUCGGGGCCGACUACAGCAAGUUCGAGCCCGAGGGUGUCUUGGCCAACACGCUGGGCUUGCUGCUGGUCUGCUUCGGCGUGCUCGUGCUCUACAUCCUGACUCCGGCCGAGUGGAAGCGGCCUCCCCAGGCUGAAGAACAGGCUCUCUCCAUGGACUUCAAGACGCUGACGGAGGGGGACAGCCCCAGCUCCCAGUGACGGCCUGCUCCGGUCCCGUGGAGGGGCCUGGCGGUGGAGGCCCCCUCGGCUCUGUGGGGCUCUGAAGGUGUCUGCCCACCCCCUGCUGAGGCUGGCCGUCCUCGUCCUCGGGAUUGGUGGCUCCCAGGGAGGGGCUCAGGCAGGGUGGGUGGGGAGUGUGGGUGCAGCCGUGUCUGUUUUAGUGAUUUCCGGGUAGGGCUUGUCCUCCGCUUUCUUUUUGUCACUGCUGUUGUGGACAGUCCAGUUGGUCGUGUGUAGGCCCCGUGUCCCCAUUGCCCCUCCUGUGCAGAAGGCUUUGGAGAGGGUUUGGGUGUCAGUCCUGGUCACAGACGCACAGACCCCAGAAAAGGAGUUGGCGAUGGCUUUGCGCAGCGGGGGCAUCGUAGCCAACGAGGUUUACCCGAGGCUCGAUCACUGCUAAUUGAAAACCUCCUGGUGUCCCGCCACGGUGACUUGCAGUACAGUCGGCACUGGCAAGUUUUGACGGUCCCUAUGGGGACGGAAUAAAAGAAAAAAAAAGAAGAAAGAAUAAA
Messenger RNA from Propithecus coquereli (Coquerel's sifaka), 1344 nucleotides. RefSeq names its product cytochrome b561. Gene Ontology annotation, molecular function: oxidoreductase activity. Gene Ontology annotation, cellular component: lysosomal membrane. The coding region runs from base 53 to 811 and encodes 252 amino acids. Lineage: Eukaryota; Metazoa; Chordata; Mammalia; Primates; Indriidae. The transcript is spliced from 5 exons. The record is from RefSeq and is a predicted model, not a curated record.